AUGGCGAAAAAAGCGUUGGCCAAAGAUCAAAUUGUGAAGCUCAUCGUGGGCGCUGGACAGGCCAGUCCCAGUCCUCCAGUCGGUCCGGCCCUCGGUAGCAAGGGUGUCAAGAGUAUGGAUUUUUGCAAGGAAUUCAACGCCCGGACCGCACACAUCAACACCGGAGUACCCGUUCCCGCGCGUGUCACCGUCCGUCCGGAUCGCUCUUUCACAUUCGAUCUCCGCACCCCCACGACAACCUGGCUGUUGCUGCAGGCCGCGAACGUCGAACCUCGUAAGAAUCGCAUACGCGGAGCUAUGAACCCAGGCCACGAGAUCGUUGGCAAGGUGUCCCUGAAACAUGUGUACGAGAUCGCGCAAAUCAAGCAUUCCGAGACGAGACUAUCGGGAUUGAGUCUGCAGGGGCUAUGCAAGAGCGUCAUUGCGCAGGCGAAGUCCAUUGGCAUUCAGGUUGUUCCCUAAAUGGGAAGGGGGCGAGAUCGACUGUAUAUUUAUUUGACAUCCCUGAUACGAUGCGAGUGUUGCGACCACUGCCGUGAAUUAUGAUACUGGCGUUCUUGGGUAUGGAGUCUGUUUUCAAUUGUACUAUAAUACAUAGCAUGUGAUAUAGAAAGCGUUGUCG
Aspergillus nomiae NRRL 13137 is the source of this 622-nucleotide messenger RNA. Its product is annotated as mitochondrial 54S ribosomal protein uL11m. NCBI's taxonomy places the organism in Eukaryota, Fungi, Ascomycota, Eurotiomycetes, Eurotiales, Aspergillaceae. Gene Ontology annotation, biological process: translation. Bases 1 to 462 code for a protein of 153 amino acids. The record is from RefSeq and is a predicted model, not a curated record. Gene Ontology annotation, molecular function: structural constituent of ribosome; large ribosomal subunit rRNA binding. Gene Ontology annotation, cellular component: mitochondrial large ribosomal subunit; ribosome. The transcript has 2 exons.